Molecule: messenger RNA, 1662 nt
Organism: Exophiala aquamarina CBS 119918
Lineage: Eukaryota; Fungi; Ascomycota; Eurotiomycetes; Chaetothyriales; Herpotrichiellaceae
Exons: 3
Coding region: 1-1662 (553 amino acids)
Source: RefSeq, a predicted model, not a curated record
AUGGGUGACCACGAGGGGGAAAGACUCUUCCAUUUUGUGUCCAUGCCUAUGCGAAAUCCUUCAGCCAAGACAAAAGGUGACCAGGACCUGCGAAUGUCCCAAGCCAGAUCUCAUGCUGCAAGGAUCACCCAUAUGCGAAGGAGGAAGAAGGCUAGGAAGGUAAAUGAGGGCAGAUCUCUCGAUGAUGAGCAAAUCGGAGCAAUCAUGGAAUUAAACAUGGUAACAAAAGAUGGAGCUCUCAAGACCGAGUACUCACCAAGCCCCCUGUCCCUCCUGGGCCAGCACAAAGUCGACCCAUUUGAAUCAUAUCCGACUGGACCGCUCCCGCCCUAUCUACGUCGUUGUCUCGAAUAUGUGUACGAGUGCGUCCAUCCAACUUUGAUAUCUUCAACAAGGGAGUCGGACAUAGCGACGAUCAAAAUCUCUUGGAGACGAAUUGGGCUUGAAUGGCCACUAAUGUACCAUCUUCAGGUUGCUGGAGCUGCAAACAUUGUGAGAGCAGAUGCCAGGAAUUCAUCAUUACCCAACGACGUGGAAAUUUUGCGCCUCAAACAUCAAAAUCAGGGCUUAGCUCUUUUGAUGACUGCGCUCAAAAAUCUUCAAGGGCCGGCCUCGGACGCGCUUCUCAUGGCAAUGGUUAUGGCAGGCAUGCUUACAGACCCUAGCCCUUCGCAAAUUCCCGAACUAUACCGAGCGUCACCUCUAGCAACCGCCCAGUAUUUGAAUGUCUAUGCGAGAUUAACGAUGGUGCCGGCGACAAUGCAGAGCAUGUUACAGUCAGUCGUCCAGCGAGGUGGUAUCAAAAACAUCCGUGAUUAUGGAAUGGUAUCUAUCCUGCAAUUCGCCGAUUUGCAAGCUAGUUCUCGUCUGGGCAUACCACCUGCGUUUUCCUGGGUGUACCCGAACUCUACGAGCUUGUGCGCAAGACAGUGUGAUCUCGACCAGGCUGCCAUGGAUAUGCUGAGGGUCUUGGGAACUGGAUUUAAAUAUAUCCAAUUCAUCGAUCAAGAUCUCGCAGGCGCACUCGAAGCUAUAGAAGAUGUCACCGUUGCUUUAGACUUGUUCCAACGGUGCAAAGCAAUUGCAUUCAGCCUUCUUGACGUUGCAGAUGCUGCAAACGAGGCACAGCACACGCUACUGUCAGUUAACCCUCCACCUACGAUGGGGACAAGCGAAAUGGAUUGCCUGCGUGAGAUCUGUCGAUGGACUGCACUCAUCUACAAUGACAUGGUAAUUUUUCCCCUUCCGGCAACUACAGAGACCAAGCCAAGGCUCUCAAAUGCAUUACGUAUUGCGAUCGAGAACUACGAAUUUCUUGGCAGCAAGUACCUGAACACAUCUACAGAAGUGAUGAAGGCUACCAAUCAUUCUGAUUUGAUCCUUUGGGCCUCUAUGCUCGGAGCCAUGGCAGCGGAGCUCACCGUGAACAGGACGUGGUAUAUCCAGAAACUUGGCCAAUAUCUUUCUCAAUCGCCGUACAGGCAUACCUGGUCAGACUUUCGCAAACUGAUGUCUACAUUCCUCUGGUGGGACUACAUUUUUGAUGAGCCAGGCCAGAAAUUGUGGUGGGAAGGCUGUAUGUCUAUGAAUACACCCCAGGAUCGGAUCAAUCUGGAUGCGUGCCAGCUAGACUCUGAAUUUGACCCAAAGGGUCAAUCAUGA